AAUGAACGUCGUUUUCACCCCUUCCCCUACUUUACAAACUUACAGGGCGGAAAAGAUUUAUGAGAACUACAACCAAUUCCGUGCCAUAAUUGAAUAUAAUGGAGACAUCCGAUGGGAACCUGGGGGAGUCUUUCAGACAAUGUGUCCAAUUGAUAUUACAUUUUAUCCUUUCGAUGAACAAGUGUGCUAUAUGGUUUUUGGCGCAUGGUCGUAUCAUACUUCAAAAAUGAAUCUCACUUCUGGUACAAAUAUCAUCAAUCUGGAUUCAUAUAAAGGAAAUGGAGAAUGGCAAAUAUUAAACACGUCAGCAAAACGUCAAGAAUUUAAUUACGAAUGCUGUCCGGAAGAGCGCUUUUCCAACGUUGCCUUCAAAGUUCACCUUCGCCGACGGCACAUCUUUUACAUAAUGAAUAUCAUCCUACCUUCAAUUCUUACAAGCGUGCUACUAUUAUCCAUAUUCUUUUGUACUCCUGGACAAAAAGUGCAGAUUGGGGUUGUCGUUUUACUAUCUUUUCGAAUAUUUCUAUUGAACGUGGCGGGAAAUAUACCAAAGACCUCGGAUCAUAUUCCACUUUUAGGCAUAUAUUUGACUUGCACGAUGGCUAUAACGACGUUAUCUAUGGUUCUCACCGUACUAGUUCUUAAUCUUCAUUUUAUUACGGAUAGACCAGUUCCUGAUUGGGUUACAACAGUGGUCAUUCGUUACAUAGGUCGAAUAUUUGGUCCUUGCGAGAAAGAUCCAGAGAAGAAGGCCAAAGUUAGAAAUCGACGUCAUACAAGAAAUUUAAUACCAUUUAGGAAAGCCAAUAUCCGGCUGACUUCAACAGGAUCGGAUUGCGACGAGGCUACAGUCAUAGAAUUGCAACAACUGGAUGGUAACGUCUCCGAAACUCAGAAUUCACCAAUUAGGACAAAUCAGAUUAAUUAUCAAAACCAAUGUAGUAGUUGUAGUAGCUACCAAAAAUCGGACGAGGAAGAGAAAAAGAAAGAAGCAGAACGGAAUGCUAAAGAUUGGAAAAAUGUUGCCGAAACUAUGGACAGACUGUUCUUUUGGUUGUUCCUCUGUGCAAUUUUUAUAUCAACGUUGGUUCUCUUUCAUCCGUUGACUGAUAAAUAUAUACGUCAGACUACAAUAUCGCAAAAUUACUAAUCAACUUGAAGAAAAAAAAGAAGCAAUUUGUAUAUACAUGAACUUUACAGUUCUCAUUGCGGUAUUUCUUUUUUUCUAAGUAAAACGAUAUGUGCUUUUCUAUAAAAAAAAUAAUAUAUCUGACGUAAGUGACAUGGGGAAAGACACAAACAUUCACAGAGCUAUCCACCGUGAAGAGAAAAGUAGGAAUAAAAGCGUCAAGGAAAAAAAAUUCAUCAAAUCUCUGUCUCUGCCACCAUUUGUGAGUCAAUUGACAGAAUAUCAGAGUCUAAUUGAUGAUUGUAACUAGUAUCUACUAAAGACACGUCCUCUUGCUUUUUAAAACAUUGACUUGAGAUGAAGAAUUUUCCUGUUUUUCUCUUUAAUUUUUGUUGAUGCUUAUUCUAAGGGAAAGCGAAUAAUGACGCUCAAAUAAUAACACAGCUACUAACAGCAAAUAUAUUGCUCGUUGGUAUUCCACUCUCAUGUAGACUAGAAUCCUUUGAUUUCAUUGUUUCGCCGAUGUUUAAUACACCUAAAGUGUUUUUGGCGUUGCUUUGCCAACUCAACAGUUUUUCAUGCUGCAUUUUGUAAUUUUAAGUAUGUUCUGAGAAUUGUUAUUAGUGUAGACCUCCGUUGAUGAAAAUUGAUUGCUAUUGGAGCACUUUAUUGAAACCCAUUAUUUUAACAGAAUUUACUAUCGUAGAACAUGUCAUGGAUUCUAGGCAUCCUCCCUCUGACUGAAAGGUUGCUAAAGAGAACUAUUAUAUUUCGCAAGCUUUUCCUCUCUAUCCCUUAAAAUCAAUAGCUAAAUUACCCAGUUUUACAUAGCAAUUUCAACAAAAUCUAUGAAAAAUUUUUCAAUUAUCCUCAAGUUAUAACGUAAAAAAAAAUGUCAUUUUAACGAUGUCCAAUUGUUAAAUCCAAUAAUUACUGAACUGUCACCGUUAAUUGAAACUAACAAUUCUCCAAACGCCAAAGUCUGGUAAUCCGCUAUGAUUUUAAAUUGAUUAGAUAUAGAAUAUAAUUCAAUUAUAUUUAGAGAAUUAGAUAAACUGUAAGCAAGAAAAUUCCAUAGAUUUCCUAUACAGUCAGUAUAUUUCAUAUAUUUCAGUCUAUUAAAUAAAUUUUGUCGAUAGCUUAUGGAGUCCCAAUAACCAACCAAUAAUCUAUUCAAUUCUAAAUAUUCUAAGCAAUCGGCAGACCUGGAAUCGUUGAUUACUUUGAAUGCCUAAUCUAUAGGUGAUAAAAGGAAUCAUCGACUAUUAUUCUUUUUACACAGCAAUUAACGAAAGACGUUUGUCUAAAGUGAAUUGAUUGCAAACGUGCAGAUAUUGAAUAAAUGAGUUAGAGGCAGCCGCAAAGUAAGACAGAAGAAUUUAGGUAAAGGCCAUUAGCAAUUCUCGAAACACUGCUCUGUAUAAGUUUAUCUUUGAUGUAAGUACCCUAAACAAUGAUUUAGUGAAUUCAAGGUUUUGAAUCCAUAGCUUUCAAAUACUGAAAAGCUAUGAAUUGAAAGUACUGUCCAGUUUUCAUGUUUAUGAAUGCUUUCAAUGAUGCUUGGUAAUAAUCUAUAAGAGUGCAACUUUGCCACGGCUCAAACCAGUUAGAGUCAAAAAACUUGAACGAAAAGUUUACUCCUCCAAACAGUAACAUGCUGAUCAAUAGAAAAGAUCGAAAUCCAUUAAAAUCUGCUAAGUAGAAAAACUAUCCAAUAUGAUUUUAUAUUCUCAAUCUCGAUCAUAUCAAUAAAAGUUGUUCGGUCAGCCCAAAUUCAUUUAUCCGUCCAAUAAUUCAAUUUCAAACGAAUGUUCAAUGAUAAACAAUCCGGUUCCAAAGAGUUGAUUUAUCGAUAGGUAACAUUUAUCAUAUAAACCAUAGCAGUUCUUACAGGAAAUAUAUCUUAUUACUACUAAUAAAAGAAUUGUUUAACUAUUAUGAAAAAACAUUCUGUUUCUUUGUUUUAGACAUUUAAAAAGUAUUAAAAAAAAAAGUAACGAAAAGUAUGAACUACAAAAUUUAAAAAAAUGAAAAAGAAAAAGGAGUAUUUCAAAAAAAAAAGGAAAAAAAACUCACUACAAAUGUUAUUUUGUGUAGGACUAUUCAUCUUCCAAAUGACAUUUCCUAAAAAUAUUAUUAACAU
Messenger RNA from Dimorphilus gyrociliatus, 3272 nucleotides. NCBI's taxonomy places the organism in Eukaryota, Metazoa, Annelida, Polychaeta, Dinophilidae. The record is from the annotation of a GenBank genome assembly.